AUGGGCCAGGGAGAGCCCUGUUAUGAUGACAUUACGACCAAGCUGCCUGCCGUCUGUCCACUGCAUGUCCACUCUCAUGGCACUGCACACUUGUCCACCCAUCUAGGAAUGACUUAUGGAGGCGGCAGGUUUAGGACCGUUCCGACAUCGUUAGAUGGGUUCGCCUUCAUUCUAGCCAGCGACGGCCGGUUCUUGUACAUCUCGGAGACCGUCUCCAUUUAUCUGGGGUUGUCACAGGUGGAAAUGGCCGGCUCAAGUAUUUUCGAUUACGUGCAUGUGCAGGACCAUAGCGAGCUCGUUGAGCAACUAGGGAUGUGUCUCGUCCCAGGUCCGUCUAACAGUCCCACUGGCUCUGGCUCUGACGACGGCUCUUCGCCCGCCACACCUAGACCUACGUCACCAGCUGAGAAAGGGUACAUGAUGGUUCGCGGUUCUGACAACAACGUGGCCAAGUCAUUCUCUCUACGAAUGAAGUCAACACUUACGAAACGUGGCGUGCACGUCAAGACAUCAGGUUAUAGGAUCUUGGAGGAGAAGACAUUCUGGGCUCUUCUUCAGAAGCAGCAGGAGCAGGACUGGGAGCAGCAACAGCAGCAGAAGUAUCCAGAAGUUUUGAGCAAAGGUCAGGCCCUCACGGACUACUAUCGCAUCAUUAACCGCCAGGGGGGCUUUGUUUGGGUCCAAACCUGUGCCACAACGCUACUGCACAGCAAGGCGGGAGAUGACCAGAGCAUAUUAGCCAUCAACUACGUGGUUAGUGGUGUGCAAGGGAAGUCCUGUCCUCUUGACCUCUGGCAGGUGACUGGUGACGUCAGUUCAGCUCAAAGCAGUACGUCCAACAGCCGAAGUCGUGAGGAAAAACUAAGGGACUUGAAGGCCAGCAAACCUCCAGGUAACAAAGCCACACCUCCUAAACUGCCCCUAACAGUAGUAACGUCAUCCAAAGUGACGAGUGAGACCGGGGAGGCGGCGUUACGAGGCGAAAGGCGGGGCUUGACUCCUCGUGAUGACACACCCUCCGCGGCGCUGGACCUGUCGCCCAGACACGGCCCCACCCAUUCUCCUGAGGACGGGGACGAGUCUCCAACUAGCAAGUCGCCAGCCGUGACGUCAGCUGACGGUAAAAACAAAAGGAGGAAAAUGGAGAACCCACGGAAACGGAAGCGAAGCAGCAGCGACCCCAUUGACUUCAGCAAAAACUGUGACGUAGCGCUCAAUUUGACAAGACCGACAGAGGAUAGUUCAAGCAGUAUUGCGCCCUUGGACCCUGAGUGUGCAUUGACGAGCGGGGCUGCGGAUGAGGACACAGUGAUGCCAGGUAAUCGUGGAAUUCCCGAACCGGGGUCAGUGGUCUCUGGAAAGAGCAACACUGUGACAUCAUCAGCCCCAGAGGACUUAUCAAUGAAGCGUGGAGCUGAAAAGUCACAGGAGAGGAACAUUAUCCAACACUCGUCAACGUCUGUGCGCGGGACACCUCCAGCGCUGAAGAGGGUCGACAGAUCAGCAGACGUUACCCACUCCCCGAGUCCCGUCUCCAUGACAACAGGCAGUUCGGUGCUAGAUCUGGAAGCAGCCAUGAAUCGACACUUACCGGUCUCCGCCGUGCCCACGUCAUCAGUUCUGGGCUUUGGUUCUCACGGAGAGUCCAUGCACCCCAAUAUCGGCAUGUCCACCAUGUCUGCAGGGGGAGUUAAGCCUUACCCUGCAAACUCUGGCCUCCCACCCCACAGUAACUCCCCUUGGAUCACGAACUCUCGCGGUACGGGACCGGAUAUGCUAACAGCAUCCAACUUCCUGCGCAGUCUGUACGCUAGCCGAGAGUCUGUCAUCAAGACAAGCUCCAGAUCUCAGCAGCAAUAUGUGAACUCGGAACCUCCGACUAGCCUAUUAACACCCCCAGAACCCGACCCUUCGACAUACAGAGACCCUAACAAUAUAUACUCUUAUCCCAAACACGACUCGCUGUCCUAUGACAAGAACGUCAACGCCUCCUACGAUCUCAGAGACCCCACCCAUAAUCACAAAGACUCUGCCCACAAAGAUCAGCUGCCUCUCCUUCCGUACAAAGACCACCACCUUUCACCUGCCUACAUGGACCACAUAUCUUCCAGCAUGUACAAAGAUCACAUCUCCUCCCAGUACAAAGACAUCAUACCAGCCUUCACGAUCCCGAGUCUGAUGAGUCCUGCAGGUGGGCGUAAACAGCCGCAGUACCCGACCCUACCCACGCCCUUCCCCGUUCCUCUAACUCCCGGAUUGGCUGACGCAUGCAGCAUGACUCCUCCCUCCUCCAACUCACCAGACGCUACAAGCCACGCCCCUCACCCAUCCGCACAACAGUUUGAUGGGCCUUCUCUCUACGGAGGGAUGGACCUAAACGCCACUGCCGCAGGCUGUGGACUGUCUCAAAAACACCUGACUGACAGUUCCAUGCCACCGUCUUCAUCCCCUUCUGUCAACAAUAUUUACCACCACACAGUCAAACCCCACAAAGACCAAUUUUUCCCCACUCCAUCUUCCAGCGAUCUUGUCAAGGGAGGCUAUUACGGAAUGCCCGCACCAGCCCCUGGAACUAUGUAUAUGGACCUAUCCCAAACCUCUGCCGCUGGUCAGUACGACACGUGCGCUAGACCUAUAUUACCGUGGUAUUAGGCUGACACAGACGUGACACAAACAAAGAAAGUUAGUGUACUGCAACUUAACACAUCCUCUACAGAAGGCAUAAGAUGGAACUUUAACAUUUGAAACACUGAGGCCAUUUUGCACAGUAUAUCAAACAGUGGCUGCGCACAGUUAGCUCUUCACUGCGAGGUUUAGGCGUGCCGCUUGCCGAAAUUGUCAGUAAAGUUGACAACGGUACUGGUGAACCAAGCUGGAUCAAAACGUGUGCGCGUCUUCGGACACAAAGCUUUAUAGAGAGUUUUUCAUGUUUCUCUCUCAUUCUGUCAUCCCUUCUUGUUAGAGGGGGACAAUGCUUUGGAAGUCUUGCAUGUUUAAGGCUCAACGUUGUGUUAAAGACAAACUAUAAAUCUCGAGGAUAUACAGAUAAAGGGAUUUUGUUUUCCCUGGUUUCUGUCUUCGCCGAAGGAUGCUGCAUUUCAAAGUGUGGUCCCUGCCUGUGGUAUUUCCCGUAUCAUCGUAUGUCAUACAAUUUUAUUGUUUUCACUAGUCAUAAACUAGUCACGCUGUGACCUGUCUUUAGUGAUUUCGGUGCAGGCUGAUUUUCUGGACUGAAAUCAAAGUGACUUCUUCCAAAUGUAUAAAUAACAUAAUUAGUUCUUUUAAAAUGAGAACAUGAGAGGAACGUGGAAUAGACUCUCUGGGAUAUUGCCUUUAUGUUGCUUAACAAGUUUUCACAAGGUAAUAGUCAUUUACUAGUGUAGAAAUACACAAUACAAAUAUUACUGA
Molecule: messenger RNA, 3408 nt
Organism: Aplysia californica (California sea hare)
Lineage: Eukaryota; Metazoa; Mollusca; Gastropoda; Aplysiida; Aplysiidae
Exons: 9
Coding region: 1-2652 (883 amino acids)
Biological process (GO): regulation of DNA-templated transcription
Molecular function (GO): RNA polymerase II transcription regulatory region sequence-specific DNA binding; DNA-binding transcription factor activity, RNA polymerase II-specific
Source: RefSeq, a predicted model, not a curated record